ACACACGCACACAUGAAGGAGUGAAAGGUUAUUUCGGGGCUUACUGCCCUGCUACCCCUCUCUGAAGGAGGCGUGCCCUAUCCUCUUCUCUCUCGUUCUCUUCCUGUGUGUGCUCGCCCCGUGGUCUGUCAGGGAAUACACUCCAAGUGGUCCUCUCUCUCUCUUACUCUAACCCUACCUCUCUUUACCUCAUGUUCGGUUAAAACCCCGACUGGAAGGAAGGGAAACAACACAGCAGUGGAGCACAGGAUGGAGGACAGCCCUCUGAAGGUGCUGACGGUUGCCACGGCGCCCUACCUGGACCAGUGGCCGGGCUGCGGGGGGUUGCGGCGCCGGGUGGGCGUGUUCCAGGGCAAUAGGCACUACCUGCACAACUUCCUCCAGAGCGUGUUCUCCUGCAUGGACCUGCGCGAGCGCCAGGGCUGCACCCUGGUGGUGGGCGGCGACGGGCGCUUCUUCAACCGCACCGCCAUGGAGCUGGUGGUGCAGAUGGCCGCGGCCAAUGGGGUGGGCCGGCUCAUCAUCGGUCACCAUGGCAUCAUGUCGACGCCGGCCAUUUCCUCUCUGGUCAGGAAGUACAAAGCCAUGGGAGCCAUCGUCCUCACAGCAGGCCCCCACCCGGGGGGACCCCAUGGGGACCUGGGCGUGAAGUUCAACUCAGCCAAUGGAGGGCCCGCCCAGGAGACGGUGACCAACAAGAUCUACCAGAUCAGCAGAACCCUGGAGGAGUUCACCAUCUGCCCCGGCCUCCGGGUGGACCUGGGCGCCCUGGGGAGACAGGAGUUUGACCUGGAGAACAAGUUCAAACCCUUCACAGUGGAGAUCGUAGACUCAGUUGAGUCCUAUGCGAACCUCCUGAGGAAUAUAUUCGACUUUGCUGCUCUGAAGGAGCUCCUGUCCGGGGAGCAUCGCAUCAGGAUCCGAGUGGACGCCAUGAGCGGGGUUAUGGGCCCCUACUUGAGGAGGAUACUUUGUGAGGAGCUGGGGGCUCCGGCAAAGUCUGUCGUCAACUGCGUCCCCUUGGAGGACUUUGGGGGUCUGCAUCCGGACCCCAACCUGACCUACGCUGCUGAACUGGUUGACAGCAUGCAGGACGGACACUAUGACCUGGGCGCGGCCCUUGACUGUGAUGGGGACCGUAACAUGAUCCUGGGUAAACAUGGCGCAUUCGUGACCCCUUCGGACUCACUGGCCAUGAUCGCCGCCAACAUCUUCUGCAUCCCCUACUUCCAGCACACGGGGGUGAGAGGCUUCGCCCGCAGCAUGCCCACCAGCGCAGCCUUAGACAAAGUAGCCCAGGCCACUAAAAUAGAUCUGUAUGAGACCCCCGUAGGCUGGGGGUUCUUUGGAAACCUGAUGGAUGCUGGCCGGUUGUCUCUGUGUGGGGAGGAGAGCUUUGGAACAGGUGGAGACCACAUCCGGGAGAAGGAUGGGCUGUGGUCGGUCCUGGCCUGGCUCUCCAUCCUGGCCAUCAGGAGGAAGAGUGUGAACGACAUCGUCAAGGACCACUGGAGGAAGUACGGCAGGAACUACUACACCAGGCGGGGCAGGUACGACUACGAGGGCCUGGACCUGGACGCCGCCUGGCAGCUGAUGGACGACCUGGAGGUCCUGAUGAUGGAAAAGUCCUUCGUGAGCCAGAGGUUCGCCGUUGCCGACAACAUAUACCAGGUGGAACAGGCAGACAACUUUGAGUACACGGACCCAGUGGACAGCACCAUCACCAGAAACCAGGGCCUACGGAUUAUGUUCACCAAUGGCUCCCGCAUCGUGUACAGACUGAGUGGGGCCGGGGGCGUGGGAGCCACCAUCAGAGUCUACAUAGACAGCUAUGAGAAAGAAGACAUAUUCCAAGACACACAGGUGAUGCUUGCCCCCCUGGCGACCAUAGCCCUGAAGAUCUCCCAGCUUCACGUCAGAACGGGUCGGAGUGGCCCGUCGAUGAUCACAUGAUCUCUGUUCCAUCGAACCCAGCUUGAAGCACCCUUCAUCAUUCUGCCGUUUUGUAUUUGAGAUUUAGUUCAGAAUGUGUCCAUAUUUUACUGCCAUUUAAACUUAAUUUGAUUUGCGUAGUUCCUUCAAUCGCCAAUGCCAUAAUAAACUACUUAUUUUUCUAUGA
Messenger RNA from Gadus morhua (Atlantic cod), 2119 nucleotides. Its product is annotated as phosphoglucomutase-1. The coding region runs from base 250 to 1953 and encodes 567 amino acids. Gene Ontology annotation, molecular function: phosphoglucomutase activity. Gene Ontology annotation, cellular component: cytosol. The record is from RefSeq and is a predicted model, not a curated record. NCBI's taxonomy places the organism in Eukaryota, Metazoa, Chordata, Actinopteri, Gadiformes, Gadidae. The transcript has 11 exons. Gene Ontology annotation, biological process: carbohydrate metabolic process.